AUGAGAGACACCCCAAAGCCUCAUCAUCAAGCGGAGUGCAUCUACGGCCGAGUCUCCGGCACUGCACAGAUCCAGACGAAGAGUUCCGACGCACCCGUCGCAACGGCGUUGACGCCAGGUGAGCAAGAUCCAACCACACUCACCGGCGACCACUGGACCUUUGAUGGCGACCAAAUGGAUCUUGGUCUCGUUAGUCAGGAGGACUGCAACUACAGCGACACGCUCUUCCACCCACCAGCGAACUUCCUGUCCACGAUCGAGACUCUGUUCGAUGCGGCCCCUCCAAUCCCCAAACCUCUCGCCCCAAACCUCAGUCUCCAACCCGUGGACCUCAUGUGCUCCAUCUCGGACACCCAUCGACUCCUCUCCCUCGCGAGCCAACCAACCUCUGAGCAAAAGACUAUGGGCCAAUGCCUCGCCCCAAGCUGUCGCCGUUUCAUCACUGCCACGCUCCGAACAUUCCCCCGGCUCAUGGCCCAGCCGGCCAAGUGGCCGCCCUUUAUCCAUCCGCUUGUCAGCAGCCUGCAUUUCGACGAGCGAGACAUCGAACCCCCACCAACCCCGCCCCAGCCGCUGAAGCCGCUGGCUGCUUGUCGCGUCAUUUCUCAGGGCUUCGUGGCGCGGUCAGAGGGGUCAAUGGACUUUCUCUGGCGGAGCAUCGAGGCCGAGGAGCGGUGGAUCAAAAGUGAUGUCAGUAUCAGUCCCAAGCGGGAUGGGCGCGGCGUUCAGCUGACAGACGCGCAGAUGCACAAGUUUUCGCUCGGGGAAUUGCUGGCCGCUAUGCAGGCGAUGGUGAUUUACACAAUCAUGCGAAUGAUCGACUUUGGUCCUGACUAUUUUACCGAGCACGACGGCAUGAUUACCACGAUGCAAGAUCUUGCUUAUGUAUAUUCGUCCCGCGUCCCUGGACCCUUCAGCCCGCCACACGAGCGCAAGGUUGGGCUUCGAUGGAAGGACUGGUUGUGCGAGGAAGUGCGGCGACGGUAG
Messenger RNA from Verticillium nonalfalfae, 987 nucleotides. RefSeq lists its product as uncharacterized. The record is from RefSeq and is a predicted model, not a curated record. The coding region runs from base 1 to 987 and encodes 328 amino acids. The transcript is spliced from 3 exons. NCBI's taxonomy places the organism in Eukaryota, Fungi, Ascomycota, Sordariomycetes, Glomerellales, Plectosphaerellaceae.